This is a messenger RNA of Hylaeus volcanicus, 1860 nucleotides long. RefSeq lists its product as uncharacterized. NCBI's taxonomy places the organism in Eukaryota, Metazoa, Arthropoda, Insecta, Hymenoptera, Colletidae. The coding region runs from base 72 to 1859 and encodes 595 amino acids. The transcript has 4 exons. The record is from RefSeq and is a predicted model, not a curated record.
CGGACAGAGAGGACAACCCCUUCCAGAUUGAGGCACAAUACGCGAAAAAGAACGUGCUCCAUGCUGAUAAAAUGUGUGUUAUUCCAGAUAACUAUUUGGCACACGUUACAAUUGCGGGGGGUGCCCCGAACCAGGAGCUGUUCAUCGAAGGAGGUCUUUGCGAACGAGGUCCAACCAUCCCGAAAUGCGUCGUCGCCAUGGACGGAGAGGGAAAAACAGUUCUGCCUGUCUUGAACAUGACGGGGCAGACGUUGGCGAUCAGCUCCGGAGACACCGUCUCCCGUGCAGAGGCCUGCGAGGAAGAAACAUCGCGGCACGAGGUCAACGAGGAAGUGGUAACACCAGAGGAAGUCAACACCGAUCUCACGGGCGAGGAAGCGGAGAAACUACUGGUUGUAUUAAAUGAUAACCGCGAUCUAGUAGCGCGAACAUUGAGGCAGGUAGGCAAAGCGAAUCGAACAACUAUGCGUAUCGAGCUUGUUUCAGAUAAACCCGUAAUUUACCGACCAUACCAAUUGUCAUACUACGAAAGAGAGAAGUUAAAGGAUAUGAUUAUUGAGUUAAAGGCAGCCAAUAUUGUUGAGGAUAGCACGUCGCCGUUUGCUAGUCCAGUACUGUUGGUUCGGAAGAAAAGCGACGAGAUACGCAUGCGUAUCGAUUAUCGCGGCGUCAACAAAGCUACCGUAAAAGAUAGCAUGACUGUAGACGAAGGACUGACUCGGUUGAGCGAAGUAUUUGAUGCCUUUAGAAAUGCUGGUCUAACUAUAAAUUUAAAGAAAUGUAAUUUUUUAAAGUCACAAAUAGAGUAUCUAGCUUUCGAAAUAUCGAUAAUAGGCAUACAGCCUAGCGAGCGAAAAUUGGAAAGUGUAAGUGCCGACACUAAUGAGACUGAGAGCUGUCUGACAUCUGCGUCAAUAUUCACUCAUAACUUAUUUUCUUCAGGAUUAAAAUCACUGUCAGGUGAAGAAGUCACUCGUAUCUUUUCAGAGUUGAGUAUUGGUACUCAAUUACCUGUAAUUAAUCAAGCUUUGCUUUUAUUAAAUAUAACGCCGUUGAAUAAAUAUGCAAUAAACGAUCCAUCUUAUUUAAGUAGCAAAUAUAAUGAUAUUUGUUCUACUUGUGCGAGACUAUUGAGUUUAGAUAAUGAAUGUAACCAUUACGAGAAUUCACUUAAUUACCAGAACAUUCUAGAAAAUCUUAAAACUAAAUUUGAUGAUCCAACUACUAAUCGAACUGAAAAAUUACAAAUUUUGACACUAUUGCCUUCUGAUUGGAGCAUCCAAAUGAUUUGUGACGUUAUGGGUGCUACAAAACAUAUGGCAAUAGUAUCAAAACAUUUGAAAGAAAAUAAAGGGAUUUUGUCGAUGUCAGAAAGAAAAAAAGGACGACCCUUAACUAACGAAAUUAAAUCCAAGGUUAUAGAAUUUUAUCAAAGGGAUGAUAUUAGUAUAAAUUUACCUGGCAAGAAAGAUUUUGUUUCUGUUAAAAGAGGUGAAGGACAAAGAGAGCACAUCCAGAAAAAACUUAUCUUAUGUAAUUUAAAAGAAUUGUAUCAAACUUUCAAGGAACAAUAUCCAAAUGAACUGAUAGGAUUUUCUAGUUUUGCAUCAUUAAGACCUGUGCAUUGUGUACUUGCCGGAUCUGUUGGCACUCAUACUGUUUGUGUUUGUGCUAUCCAUCAAAACGUCAAACUCAUGAUGUUAGGUUCUAAUUUACCAGCUUUAACUGGUCAUCUAACAGAUCCUUUAAUGCACUUUAGUGAUUGCUUCAAAAUUAUCUUAUGUGCCAAUCCAUCAUCUGAUUGUUACUUAUCAAAGUGUAAGCAUUGUCCCGAGAUUGAUGUUCUUCAAAAUGUCUAAG